Messenger RNA from Plutella xylostella (diamondback moth), 777 nucleotides. RefSeq lists its product as uncharacterized. The record is from RefSeq and is a predicted model, not a curated record. Lineage: Eukaryota; Metazoa; Arthropoda; Insecta; Lepidoptera; Plutellidae.
AUGCAUAAAGGACCAAACUUGCAACAAGACCUGCAACAUCUGAUUAUGAAGUGGAGGCAGUACCAAUAUGCCUACACGGCCGAUAUUGAAAAAAUGUAUCGACAGAUAAUGAUACAUUCUGAAGACCAAUCUUACCAAAAAAUAUUGUGGAGAGAUUCAGAGAACCAACCAUUGCGUAUUUAUCAACUAACGACCUUGACCUUCGGUUUCAAGGUCGCGCCCUACAUCGCCAUGCAGUGUCUCAAAAGGCUCGCUGAGGAGGAGAAAGAACAAUAUCCCGACGCGGCAAGAGCAUUAGACCAGGACUUCUACAUGGACGAUUAUUGUGGAGGAAGCCAUACCAUUCCUAAAGCAAACCAAUUAAGACGUGAUUUAGUAGAAUUGUUAGCCAAAAGUGGAUUUAACCUACGAAAAUGGACUGCGAAUGAUCCUAGAAUUCUGGAAAAUUCACAGACCACCACCAACCAAGAAGAAGAAACAUUUGAAUUUAAAGUACAGUCGGACUCGACCAAAACCUUGGGUCUCGGCUGGAAACCAACCAUUGAUAAAUUCUACUUUAAAUCGACCAUAGAAAUGACAACAAAACCACCAACCAAACGAUCGUUGCUAUCGGAUAUAUCCAAACUGUUUGACCCACUCGGCUGGUUGACUCCGAUAAGCAUCAACAUGAAAAUAUUAUUUCAAACCGUAUGGUUGUCUGCCCUAGAUUGGAGUGACACCCUACCAGAAGACAUCGCUACCAAAUGGACCUCCCUAAGGCAAGACAUACAGUGUUGA